AUGAUUGCCGAGUUCGAUUUGGUAAUGCAAGAACAUCUUCGACGUAUUAAAAACCAUGAAGUUUAUCAUCAUUAUCUUGGUCCUUCAAUCCAAAAUGAAUUAAUCGCAUUGUUGGCACGUCAUGUGAAAGAUAAAAUUGUUCAGAAAAUUCAAGAAGCAAAGUGGACGACUCGACGGGAAGGACUUUUUAAUAAACUGGAAGAGCUCUUGCAGAACCUGAACCUUGAUAUUCGUAAUGUUAGAGGGCAAGGGUACGAUAAUGGAGCUAAUAUGACCGGAAAGAAUAAAGGGGUGCAAAAGAGACUACUAAAGGUAAAUCCUCGAGCUUUUUAUAUGCCUUGUGCUUGUCAUAGUCUUAACCUUGCACUUUGUGAUAUGGCCAGUUCAUGUCCUAGAGCAGUCUCCUUUUUCCAAGUGGUGCAACAUAUAUAUAACUUCUUCUCAGGAUCUACAAAACGUUGGACGGUGUUUAAGAAACAUGUAAAAGGUCUUACGGUUAAACCAUUAUCAGAUACUCGGUGGGAGAGUCAUAUAGAAGCUAUCAAAGCAAUCCGAUUUCAAGCUCCCGAAAUACGAGAUGCCUUAAUAGAGCUGUCGACUUCGGCUGAUUUUGAUGCGAAGACAAGGGGUACUGCUUAUUCCAUAUUGACACGAGAGAUUGAUAAUUUUGAGAUUAUACUUGGUAUGGUUGUUUGGCAUAGAGCACUACUUGCGGUUAACUCAGUGAGCAUUAAACUUCAAACCGAAGAUAUGAAUCUUGAUGAUGCCGUUACUAAACUAAAAGAUCUUGUUUCUUUCUUUAAGGAUUACAGAAGGAAUGGAUUUGAGGGGGCAUUGGAAGAAGCUAAAAUACUUGCAACAUCCAUGAAUAUAGAGCCUAUUUUUUAUGAGGUACGAGUACGAAAAAGAAAAAAGCACUUUGAUGAAAUCGAUGAGAUAGAGGAAGUACAACCACCACUGCAAGAAAAAUUAAGGUCUCUUGAUGAUAGUACCUUACGGAAUUCUUGUGUGAAACUUGAAAAGUACCUAAGCUAUGAAAUGGAAUUCGAUAUCAAUGGGGAUGAGUUUAUACGGAGUUGA
Molecule: messenger RNA, 1080 nt
Organism: Papaver somniferum (opium poppy)
Lineage: Eukaryota; Viridiplantae; Streptophyta; Magnoliopsida; Ranunculales; Papaveraceae
Product: zinc finger MYM-type protein 1-like
Exons: 3
Coding region: 1-1080 (359 amino acids)
Source: RefSeq, a predicted model, not a curated record